GCGCGGCGAGCCGGUGCUGAAGUGGAGCGGGCGGUGGGGGCAGUGGGAGCAGGAUGCCGUGUAUGUUUUCGCCGCCGUGGUAGCUGACAUAGAGGUGCACGGCGACCGCAGCCUUGCCCAGAGAGCGCUCGACGAGAUUAGCCAGGAGAUCCGCAGUGAGCUCCCGCAAGGAUGCUCGUGCGUGCACGCGGGCUGGGCCGGAGCGGCGGCUGCCCGCGGGCCGCGCACGCUGCGGGCCGCCUUGUCCUGCGACGUGCCCACGUGCGAGCGCCUGCGGCAGCGGUGGCAGCGGCGUCCCAUCUGUGGAGGCGCUAUGUACGCCUCCGUGGUGGCUUUCAGCGACACUGGAUCGCCGACCCACGUCGCCGCCAUCUCGAAGGAGCUCGCGCGGCGGCCCUUGGGGGAGACUGGGCUGCUUCUCAAGCUGCCUUCCCGCUGGGUUCCGCUGGCGGUUGAGCUCGUGCCAGGGCAGGGGUGGGCGAAGCUGCCGGCCGACAACCACUGGGCGCGUUUCGCGGCGCUCUUCGGGGAUGUCCUGACCGCCGAGGUCGCCAGCCAGGCCAGCCCAGAGAGCGAGGGGGAGGUGGGGCUGCUGGUGCACUUCGCCGACGGGCGUGGGGCCCGCGCGAUGUGCGAGGCGCUGACAAGGAGGUAUCUCUACAAUCCGCAGAAUCGUUCGUUCAACGACACGCUCCCUGUCCACUGCGACCUCGGCAACCCGACGUGGCUGAGACGAGCAGCUUUGGGGACCGCUGCUGCACCUGAGGUUCCUGUGCCCGAGGCGCCAGUCCAGCUCGUGCCCUGCUUCAGGCUGAACCGAUGCGGCGCGACGACGGACCGGACCGCUGGUCCCGACUUCAUGCAGUUGACGCCAAGCAGUCGCGUGCUGGUGGUUGGGCGGGAAAACUGCGACGUCAUCCUCCGGAGGCCUCACAUCUCGAAGGUGCACGCCCGGCUCGAGAUGAGAAUGGAGCCGAGCAAUGGCGAGUGGGUCCUUCUGAUCCAGGACACCUCUGCCAAUGGGACUUGGGUGAAUGAUCAACGGCUUGAUGGCUCGCGCGGCGGCACUACCCAUCUUCGACCUGGAGAUCUCGUGUCAUUCCUCCCGAAGCAGCACAGCUUCUAUGCAGAUGCCCUGCUGUACGAAGUCUUCUUCUCAACUUCAUCAGACAAGCUGGUGGGCACCCAAGCGCCAGCAAUGGUCGGCAGAGCUGCUGGUCGGGACGAUGCCGCUCUCGCGACACAGGGCGCCAGGGGCAUCCGGCGGCGGACCUCGUACGAGGUCACCGGCGGCGGGGCCCCGGCGGCCGCCCCGCAGGAGCAGGCGCCGGGCAGGGCUGGCGUGGGGAAGAGCCGACGGGUAGACGGCGGCGCCGCAGACGGCCAGGUGGUCUGGCUCAGCGCAUCUGCCGAGCAGGUCCCGAGAGACAUGAUGGCGCAGCCGGUCACUGUUCCAGUUGAGCUGGACGGAGACGCCGCUGAUGGAACAGGACCUGGAGCUAGAGGUCCAGACGACCUGUGGUGGUGCCGCCCCGUGGGGCAGAGGGGCGAGCGCCAAGAAUCUUGCUGA
Prorocentrum cordatum is the source of this 1570-nucleotide messenger RNA. NCBI's taxonomy places the organism in Eukaryota, Dinophyceae, Prorocentrales, Prorocentraceae. The record is from the annotation of a GenBank genome assembly.